UGGGGUCGCUUGUUGGCCCGGAUGAGGCGGAACAGGCGAGGUCCAGUGAAGUUGAAAAAGUUCUUCACCGCUUCUUGGAUUAAUUCAGGUGGAGCUUUCCCGAGUGCAACUGAAAAGAAACUGUUCCGCUUCUUGGACUUCAAGAGUCAGCUUGCGGAGAAGAAGGGGAAGUCGGUGGCAACACCGUACUUCGUGCCCUUCUCCUUCAGGCUGCCGCGGCCUGAGGUCCUCAGGAAGUUCGGGCAGAUCCAGAAGAACACGGUGGGCGAUGUUCUUCUGGAUCGAGGGAAUGCUGAAGGAGCUGGAGCAGGAAGCACCUCGGAGCUUGAUUUCGGCCACUCCAUGCGCCGGGUCAAGUUCAACGAGGUUCCGGAGAAGGUUCCGGAGAAGGCAUGCUUUGUCUACAACUUUAGAAGACGAAGACUCUUGCAAAAAGUCCUAGUUGCCCAUCGAUACCACCUGACGAAGCUGGAGCAGCUGCAGCGCAAAGUCAUGGAUGAGACUCGGCAGUCUAGCCUAGUGAGCCUGGUGGUAGGUCAAUGGAUUUACAACAACAAAGCCCGAAAGUUCCUCCACGUGGCACGAG
Molecule: messenger RNA, 586 nt
Organism: Cladocopium goreaui
Lineage: Eukaryota; Dinophyceae; Suessiales; Symbiodiniaceae
Source: the annotation of a GenBank genome assembly